AUGAGCAAGGGUGCCCGUAUUUCACUGGUUCUGGAUUGUUUGACCCAUACUGGGGAUUCUAUGAUUGGGACUACAGUUCCUGAUUGCAGGCAGAUCAGGGUGCUUGGUGCUAUCAACCCCCAAAUCAAAGGCUGUCGGAGGGUCACAGUGUUCGAUGCUGUUCUGGCCAACCCUGGCAAGAUCCUGGAUGUCCACUUAGAUGAGCAGUCCGCUGUCAUUGCCCAUGGACUUAGCCCUGCUGAAGAUGUGUUUCGGUGUGUUGAGUUGUGCUCGGAGAUUGCGUGCUCCAGUUCGGGUCUUCUCCAUGCCGGUUUCAGACAUGUGUGUAGUGUUGAGUGGCGUGCCCCUUUUGUGGACUUACAUCGUGUCUCCAAACCUGGGAUUCCGGUGGUUCAGGGUGAUAUCAGUGAUCCUUCCUGUCUCAAAGAGGAUAACUGGUGUGCCAGGCGUCACAGGUGGUGGUUUGUUGCUGUUCACCCGGCUUUCGGACCUAUCUCCAUUCCUGAUUGGCCAAAGAAUCCAAGUUUGACCAUCCGAGAUGUCAUGCCUUUCAUCAAGUCGUGGCCAAUUGAAGAUCUGGAGCAACUCAGAUUGUCCCCACAUGAAGCAGCUCGGUUUACGAUGGAUGGCUCCUCGCUGCGGAAGUACAUGGUGCAAACAGAGGGCAAGUUGCCGACCAGUCUUCACUCGUGUGGGAGCCAGGCUGGGGAGUGUCCUUGUGGUUGCCGUAGAGCAUUCAGUGAUCAGUUGCUCCGACAGAGAGGGGUUUAUGCCCAGCUGAUCCAGUUGCACUCAGCUGACGGUGGGAUUGGAUACCGCCAUUUGCAUCCGGUUGAACUGUCAUUGCUCAAUGCCAUGAUUCCACCGGAGUCUUGGAUGUCCCGUGAUCGCCCAUGUCUCCGACUCUGUCUGAGUGCCAUUGGCCAACUUGCGUCACCGAUGCAGUCCGUCUGGGUUGGGUCUUGUCUCAUGCAACAAUUGUACAAUGUGUUGGAAUUGGAAUCUGUGGCACCUUAUGAGCGUCUGUGCACUUUCAAGGGUCAACUGCGUGCCUUUGCCAAAGACCUCUUUCCGGAUGUCACUCCAGGUCCCAAGCCUGCAGUUUGGACUACGUUGGUGUACCCUGACAACACUAAGGUCCAGGUUCAGGUUCAGCCAGACACAACAGUCAUUGAACUGUUUCAAGCAGAAAUGGCGUUGCAAAGUGAAGCUUCCUCGGAUCAGUGGAUUGAUGCUUCGACGGGACAACAGUUGGACUACUUCACUUGUGUUGCUGGACUUGAAAUCAGAGUGAAAGGGACUGGACAAGACCCCGCCUCCCCAACUGGACUUACGCCUUGGACUUCAUCUGAUCAGCCCAUCCCUGUGACCUUUGAGGACCCUGAACAAGAAGACUCAUUGGUCCCUGUUGCAGGUUCCACCAGUGCGCCGUCUGCCAGUGUGCCCAGUAGCAUGUCACUCGGCCCUCCUGAGCAUGCAAGUGGGAGUGGAGAUGCAAUGGAUUUGACAACUGAGCAUCAUGUCGUUCCAGGACAUGUGAUGGACACCUUGCAUGGACUUCGUAACCUGACUGGCCACCAACUUGCUGACCUUGUCCCACCAUUGGUCUCUGACAAGUCGUCCUGCCUGAUGUUCCGACGAGAAGUGGUUAACAUGGAAUCCAGACUUGAUGUUUUGUCCAAUGAAGGCCUUGCAAUGGGUGACGACGAAUUGAAUAUUCACCUCCAGGCAUGUGUGAAGCUCUGUGGUAGGUCCGAUGUCCAAUACCUUGAUCCUCUUCUGACCUGCAGUUGGCUUCAAGGGGGCUCCAUUGAUGUUGUGCGAGAUUGGUUGGAUCAAUUCCCUUCCUUGACCACCAUUGUCACGGCUGUCCUUGUGAAAAGUCACUGGAUCCCGAUUGUUUGGACUGCUGGCAUCUCCGAUGUUCAAGUUGCCUUGUGGGAGCAUGUUGACGUUGAUGUGGACUUCCUGAACCCCCUGCAUGGACUUGUCAGCUCUGCGUGGGGUCGUCCUAUGUUCGGCCUUGCCUGCACUCGUCGGUCCUUUGCCCGUGGGCUCUGUGCUGCUGCUGCUGUGGCGUUCGUGUCUCAUCGUCUCCUGGGUCAUGACUUGCCUAGCUCGUAUGAUGCGUUGCUCCUGCUGCACCAAGACUUGAAAGCCAGUUUUGCUGCUACCUGUCGCACUGCUCAUGUCUUGCCCAAACCUUGGUGCUGGGGCUUUGGUACUGCUGAUGUUUUUGGACUUGCCAGUGAACUUUUGCAAGCGCACGGGAUGGUUUUACCUGAUGAGCAAGCUCAACACAGUCAAGUCAAGCAGGUCCCAAAGCAGAAUAGCAAGACGAAGAAGCCUGCCGCCGUCAAGAAGUUUGCCCCUUCCAGACCAGCGGAUUUAGAUCCGGCCAAACUGCAGCUUGAGCCUGGUGCCUUUUGCGUUGGACAAGACGAACCAGUCAGUCAGGUGUCGUUUGCUAUGUUUGGUCCUUUGGCCACAGGGGUAGCCUUGUCGACUUUCCAAGAUGCGCAGCCCUUUUUGCAGGCGGGUCAGCUACUCACCAACCAUGGUUUGGCACUGCUGAUUUUGAAUCCACCGACCGAAGUUCAGACCUCGUUGACAACAGCCACCAUACGGUUUGCGGCCAGGUGCAGCAUGAAUCAAGAGCCUAUGAUUGUGACAGGUCUGCUUGUCCAACUUGGAAAGACCUGUGUGUAUCAGUACACAGCCAAAGACACCCCAGCAGUCAUCACCACUGAAGUUGCCUGUGCCAGAAUCACGGUCUACAAAGACCAGUGGGAACACGACUGGGAAGAGUUCACAAGUAGGCCUGUCAAGCAUGUCCUGUCCGUCCUCCAGUGUCUUCAGACCUGUCGCAAUGGUAUUGAUUGCACCUGUCAAGGCUGGCACCCUGGGCAAGAUCAGCCGCCUGAUGCCGUUUUGGAUGUCUUUCGUAGACAGUACUUCAAUGAUUCAGGUAGGCCAGUCAAGUGGGAUUCUGCUACUCACUUUGCGGUGUUUGUCCGGUAUGCCAAAUGUCUGGAGUCCCGUGUCCUUGCCGCCAGUGGUCAACAUGGUGUCUAUGUCGAGCCCAAGUCUGGAGAUGCCCUCAAGCCUCACGGCGACUAUCAGGUUGUCUGGCUGCCUCAGAUGGACUUGCAAACUGUGGCCCAUAAAGCCAAAUGUGAAGUUGAUUGUUUGGGCCUCGCUCGCACAGGUCAACGGUAUGGACUUAGGGUUCAUGUCAGGCACUUCCAACGCCUUUUCACCAGCGCCAAACCAGAGGCUGUGUACUUGGCUCCAGGCACCAGAAUGGUGUACCACAGUGGCCCGUGGCCUUUUGGAAGUGAUCGCAAGAGCAUAGCCCGGAUUUUGAAAUCCAGCCAAUGGGAAUGCCGACCCCUACAGCCUGUUCAGCAUGUGUCCGGUGGUCUGAUGUGGUCCGUCCAGGCUGUCCAUGAGCCUCCGGUACGUGUCCUGUCCCUGCAACACGGCCAAGUGGUUAUCACGUGUCCAGACACGAAGCCGCCUGUGCUGGAGGUUGAAGAUCAAGUUGUUGGUCAAGCUGCCACGGUGAAACUGUGCCGCCCAUCUGAUGCCUGCCAAGACCCAUGGUUGACCAGUGACCCAUGGUCCAAAGCCAUUAGUGCCGCCCCGAUGCUGCCAGCUGGGCCCCCUGCUCAGCCUGUCUUGCAAGAGCUUGAGCAGCGCAUAGAACAAAGCAUUCUUGCGAAGCUGCCGCCAGCUGACAAGAUGGAAGUUGAUGACCAGGAUCACCGACUUCAACUGUUAGAAGCUCAGGUACAACAGCUGACAACCCGACAGGUGAGCUUGGAAAACACCGUCCAGGAAAACCACCAACAGAACACAGCACAGGUUCAGUCCUUGCAGCAGCAGAUGAAGGUUCAAAUGGAUUUGCAGACGCAUCAGAUGCAGUCGAUGCUGACAGACCAGAUGGCGAGAAUUGAAACCAUCCUUGCCAAAAAGCCACGCACAGAGUGA
Cladocopium goreaui is the source of this 3993-nucleotide messenger RNA. The record is from the annotation of a GenBank genome assembly. NCBI's taxonomy places the organism in Eukaryota, Dinophyceae, Suessiales, Symbiodiniaceae.